GGUCGUACGAUUCCAAUCUCACAUGCUCGUCCCAACCUGAAUUUAUGCUUGACUGUCCGUGAACCAUUUGGUGUUUGUGGCAUCAUUACACCAUGGAACUAUCCACUUAUGAUGCUUUCAUGGAAAAUGUCCGCAUGUCUUGCUGCAGGAAACACAGUCGUUCUGAAACCGGCUCAGGUUUGUCCACUGACAGCACUCAAAUUUGCCGAGCUAACCGCACGAGCCGGUAUACCAGCAGGAGUGGUGAACAUUGUGACAGGGUCAGGCUCUGAGAUUGGACAGUGUCUUUGUGAUCAUCCAUCAGUCAGAAAAGUUGGCUUCACCGGUUCCACAGAAGUUGGAGCUCAAGUGAUGAGCAGUUGCGCAUGUUCAAACGUCAAGAAAGUUUCGCUAGAACUUGGUGGAAAAUCGCCACUUAUCAUUUUCCCAGAUGCGGAUUUGGAUCGUGCUGUGAAGCAGGCCUGUAAUGCGGUCUUUUUCAACAAG
This is a messenger RNA of Anisakis simplex (herring worm), 486 nucleotides long. The record is from the annotation of a GenBank genome assembly. Lineage: Eukaryota; Metazoa; Nematoda; Chromadorea; Rhabditida; Anisakidae.